Molecule: messenger RNA, 957 nt
Organism: Cheilinus undulatus (humphead wrasse)
Lineage: Eukaryota; Metazoa; Chordata; Actinopteri; Labriformes; Labridae
Exons: 7
Coding region: 1-957 (318 amino acids)
Biological process (GO): cell surface receptor signaling pathway
Molecular function (GO): transmembrane signaling receptor activity
Source: RefSeq, a predicted model, not a curated record
AUGCCCGGAAGACCUCCAAAGGGAAGCAACUUGAAGGCAUCCUGGUCCAAACCACCUCAACUGGCAACUUUCAAGAUGGAGGAACAGCGACUCUACUCUGAGGUCCCUCUGGACAUCAAGCUCUUCACCCUUUUUCUAAGUUCAGAGUCACGCUGCAGCAGUCAGCAGUCAGGCAUCAUGGACGUCACAUCUCUCUGCAGCAGACUCUUGGUCGCUGUGAUGGUUCUGCUGGUUGCACAGAUUAAACAGAGUCACUCUGCUCAAAAUGCUGGUGAAGCUCGUCCUCGUAUUACUCCAGACAGACUGCAGUUCUUUGAGUAUGAGACCGUCCACAUUAGCUGUGAAGAGUUGAUGGGACUGACUGGAUGGAGAGUGAUGCACAGACACAACAAAACAACAAAUUCUUCCAUCUGUACUCCUCCUGCAUCAAGAUGCACUAUUCAGCCUGCCUUCGAAUGGGACAGUGGAGAGUUCUGGUGUGAAGACGACGAAGGAAACACCACUGGUUCCAUCAACAUCUCUGUUACUGAUGGAUCUGUGAUCCUGGAGGUUCCCGCCCGUCCUGUGAUGGAGGGAUCUAAUGUGACCCUUUUAUGCCAAAAACAGAACUCAGAAUCAAAAUAUAUCGUUGAUUUCUACAAAGACGGCGUCUCUCUUGGGUCUGAAUAUAGUCACUUGACCAUCAAAAAUGUUUCCAAGUCUCAUGAAGGACUUUACAAAUGCAGCAUAUCAGGAGCUGGACAAUCACCGGAGAGUUGGCUGGCUGUCACAGAAAACACAAAUAUAUCGUACAAAGAGUUUCAACCCCCACAACAACAUCCGUCUAAUUUUCCCACCCAGACUUUUUUGGUUUAUUGUCUGGAAAAUCACCACCACAAGAAGAUCAAACAGCUGAGUUUACAUCAAGCUGACAUUGAUUCUGAAGAAGAGUGUGUGUACAACCUCCUGCUGCCUUGA